GUGGCUGAUGAGAGAGAACUGACUAUUAUUCAAUGAAGAAAUGGCGGACAGGUGCUCUAAUGAAUUCUGAAGAUUAAUCCAUUUAUUUUAGUCUUCUACGCCGUGAUCACAAAGAAAACGAUAUGCUGAAAAUUUCAAAGUUGGACAUAAAUCUGCCCGUGGAACUGGUGAAGUCUUGUGCAACAUUACCAGACAGCCAGUUAUGCAAGUUUGUAGCAACAAAUCAAGAUGGGGAGUUUCAACACAGUAUUGAAGUGAGGAACAAACAAGAUAAUGUAAUCUCAUUGGAGCUGUCAAAUUUGGAAAUCAGCUAUGAAGACGGCAGGUUUGUGGCCCAAAUCAUGCAGGUCUUCAAAGUGUUCCAGGGUGAAUCUAUGGGGCAAGACUCUGCUGCCUCCACUGCUGCCGUCCCAAAUGCCCCACCUAGACCUUCCGAAGGACAAGGGUUCACAAGUCCACAACACAAGAGGGAUGGAAUGGCGGGAAAAAAGAAAACUCAGACAUCGGAAACUUCAUCGUCUAGUGUAUCUGUGUCAGAUUCAGGAAUGUUAAGGACAGCGGAUGCAUCACAAACAGCUGUGAGUCAAAUAUCAAAUAGACCUUUAUAUUCUGAACCAAGUCACCAUCCAGUGCCGGCAGAGGCACCAGUAGAAAAUGUAGUUCUGCCGAGACAAAUGUUUAGAAACGUUCAUGGUGCUAAAAGGCCCGAACCUAGUGCAGCAUUAGGGAGCCCAGUGCAUGAAAGCACACCUAUGGCAUCCAAAAGAAUAAGGAUAGGAACAGAAGAAGAAAGUUCUCCAAGUCAAGCUAGCCAAACAAAUGUCCAGGACUCUUCUCAGCAGCUACCCACUCAAGACCAAAGUGAACAUAGUUUAAUUCAAGGUGACACAAAACCUGAGCUCAUAGAAAUAAAAAUAGAGUCAGAAGGAGAGGACGAUAAAUCAGAAGACACUCGAUCUGACGGACAGAAUCACAGUCAAGAUGCAUUCCUUUCUCAAAGUUUACCUCCUUCAUUUGAUAAUAAUCAAACAACACCUUUUAUUCAAGACUUUUACUCAUUAACUCAAGAUCAGAGUGGUGCAGGACAAAAUUUAAGUUCAGGUGCUUUAUCAUUCCCAUCAACAUCUAGUCAAGCUUUAGUUCCACCUAAUGUUAAUUGGCAGCCAGCAGGUGACAGCAGCAGUUCCAUGGAUCCCCCAGGACAGUCCCCGUCCAAACCUAGAAAUGUUCUCUCUAGCCCUUCUAACAAUCAGUCACGUGGAAGUUGCAGCCCCAAUAGUUUUCCUUAUGUUUGUUCAGUGUGUGGAAAAGGAUUCAGUACUCUGAUUAUCUUAAAUAGUCACAAAACUGAACACUGGUGGAGAAAAGACAAGAACGAGAAGAAUGAAUGUCCUGUUUGCAAUAAACUUUUCUCGAGAACGGCAAAUUUGAAACAACAUAUGAAGCAUGUUCACGGAAAUACCCGAUUUAAAUGUCCGCAUUGUAGAAAGGAAUUGUCACGACACAAUGUUCUUCGAAAGCAUUUUGAGACUUGUAAAGUUUUAAAAAUGAGAAGAUUAACGGGAAAAUCUUGAUCCAUUUAUUAAGUCCUUUAAUUUUAAGACAUUAUACCUAGUACUGGAAAUUUUAGAAUGAUUCGUGUGUGUGCCUACGUGCAUGUGUGUGUAACAAGACGAUAAUAAGGGUAAGGGCAGUGUAGUUCACUAGUCAAGCAUUAUCCUAAUGAAAGUAUUUUCUAUUAUUUGAAUAAUAAAAAUUGAAUCUAUAUGUACACUGACUUUCAAAUGAAAGUUAUGGCAUCUUGUGGUGGUGGUUUUUGUUUGAGUGGCACAUGAUAGAACAUUGGAUUUGGGAUUUUAAAUGCAUUUAUCCAAAAUUAUUUGAACAAAUAAGAUGUUUUUUUUUUAAGUUCGUUAUUAUUCAUGACUUCAAUCUUUGUCCAUCAUACAAAAUGAUAAUAUAUUUAUGAUAAUUUAUUAUUUUUAAAUUCAAAUUCAAAGUAGCAUUAAAAGAAGUCCAAAUUGGACUAAUGUUUUCUUUUAUGUCUUGCACAGUUAGCACUGCUGAGCAUCCACAAGGCAAAAUUUGAUAUAUACUUAAAAACAAAUUUCAUAAUGAAUUAUUUUGUCCCUUUGUAGGUCACUCCCACAAAAACUUCUUCACAAUAUUUGGACAGCAAAAUUCGACCCUAUAUUUGUUCCUUUUGUGGAACGAAAUUCACACAGAAGUCGUCAUUGAACAGACACAGAAACAAACACUUGAAGAAAGAAUACAAGUGCCGUUUCUGUGACAAAACUACAUAUAGUGCAGACCUAUUGCGCUACCAUCUCAGAGCGCAUCACAAAAUCAGUCGAUGAGCCAAGAUUUGUGGUGGCAAAUACUAAUUUUACUGAUUUGGUCAUCUUUUGGGAACUUCUGCAUCAAUUUACUGAAGCAUGUUUUUAUCAAGAAUAUUUGUCCUUCACUAUGUUGAUUUCUCACAAAACUCACUCAGUCAAAUACUUCAUGUUUUUAAGUUUUAUUUUUCUUAGUAUUUGUGUUUGACAAUAGAGACAUUUCUGUUUGGUGGUUCUUGUCCUGAAGCUGUUCUUAUGAAUUGUCAGUCUAGAUUUUAAUUUACUGUCUUCAAUUAUUGAGAUGUAGUAGUUACCUGUAUGAUAGAGUUGUCUUAGUUUUACAAAUCAUUUGUAUAUUUUUUUAUUCUGAAAAGUGUUCUGAUCAAUUUGUUUUCCCCACAUAUGUUCUGGUUUUACUUCUGCAUUGUGUACAAGUCUUCAACACAUUAAGAGUUUUUGCAAAUGUUUGGGAGCAAAUGAAAUGCUGCAAUGGUCAUUUUGAAAGACAAAAAAAUUAAUUGAAGAGUUGAAGACCAGCAGCAUGACAAUAUUAAAAUGUGUAAAUUAUGAA
Messenger RNA from Lingula anatina, 2907 nucleotides. RefSeq lists its product as uncharacterized. Gene Ontology annotation, cellular component: nucleus. The record is from RefSeq and is a predicted model, not a curated record. Gene Ontology annotation, molecular function: DNA-binding transcription factor activity, RNA polymerase II-specific; RNA polymerase II cis-regulatory region sequence-specific DNA binding. Gene Ontology annotation, biological process: regulation of transcription by RNA polymerase II. Lineage: Eukaryota; Metazoa; Brachiopoda; Lingulata; Lingulida; Lingulidae.